CAUGGCGACAAGACCUGUUCCAGUGCACGUGGUGCUGCCGGCGUCGUCGCUGGCCCGCUCGCCCUCGCUCGAAGACGACAUCAAGCCCGACAUCGAGCGCCUGCAUCGAUCUUUCGGCUGUGAACUUAUCCAGGAGGCUGGCGUGUUAUUGCGCCUUCCACAGGUGGUGAUGGCCACAGCCCAGACGCUGCUCCAGCGCUUCUAUUAUCGCAAGUCAUUACGCCAAUUCGACGCCUUCCGCGUUGCCGUGAGCUGCCUCUUCUUGGCCGCUAAAGUGGAGGAGAAACCCAAGCGUAUUAAGGACGUAGUCGGCGUCUUCUACGCCAUGUUCCGACGCCGCAAGUGGCAGCGGUCAACCGUCUCUCAACAGCUCGUGGACUUGGACGGCGCUACCUUCAGCCAGUGGCGUAUGUGGCUUAUCAUGGUAGAGCGCCAAGUGCUCAUUGAUCUAGGCUUCAGUAUCUACAGUGUCACGGAACAUCCACACAAGUACGUGCUGUACUAUGUCAAGGUACUGGAUGGCAGCUCUGCGCUCGCACAACAAGCCUGGGGCUACAUCAACGACAGUCUACGCACUGAUCUCUGUGUGCGAUACAAAGCUCAAGUCAUUGCCUGUGCUGCCAUCUUCUUGGCUAGCAGAUUUCAAGGUGUGGCGCUGCCUGAGAACCCGCCCUGGUACUUGCUAUUUGAUGUGGACAAGACCCAGCUCUAUGCGGUUAGUGUAGUGAUCAUGGAACUGUACAAACAGGAGAAGAUUCAGUGGCUAGAGCCAUUGACAGAGACUAAUCCGUUCGAGGUGGAUGACCACCCAAUGGAAGAGGAAGAAGAAGUGGUGGAACAAGUGCAAGAGACUGACAUGGACGUGAAAGUCGACGUGGAGAAGGUUUCUCCUCAAGAACCCGCAUCGUUUUCGACCGAGGAGACAGCGGUGAAAGCUUCGAAUUCGGCCGCGAAGGCUUCUGAACGACGCAGCCGAUGGGACGAUGGUCGGCGUGGUCGCAGUAGAAGUCCGGAUUCCCGCUCCAGACGCUCUCGUAGUGGAUCACGCGAACGUCGACGCGACUCAUCUCGCAGCCGUCGACGACGCAGUCGUAGUCGAUCAAGAAGUAGUCGAAGCCGAAGACGUCGCAGUCGAAGUCGAAGUUACGAGCGCCACAGACGUAGGUAGUAUCAUUGUUAACGGAUGUCAACACCAGGAAUCCAUAGAAUGCAUCCAUGAUUUACUGAGACGUAAAAAGUUUGAAAUGUGUCGGGACUCUCACUGUCCAGCUGAAACAAUGAACCAGCCUUCUUGACUUCCAGAAGAC
Molecule: messenger RNA, 1307 nt
Organism: Phytophthora nicotianae INRA-310
Lineage: Eukaryota; Oomycota; Peronosporomycetes; Peronosporales; Peronosporaceae
Exons: 1
Biological process (GO): regulation of transcription by RNA polymerase II
Cellular component (GO): nucleus
Molecular function (GO): cyclin-dependent protein serine/threonine kinase regulator activity
Source: RefSeq, a predicted model, not a curated record